This is a messenger RNA of Brassica oleracea var. oleracea, 1127 nucleotides long. RefSeq names its product probable pectinesterase/pectinesterase inhibitor 33. The coding region runs from base 52 to 909 and encodes 285 amino acids. The record is from RefSeq and is a predicted model, not a curated record. The transcript is spliced from 2 exons. Gene Ontology annotation, molecular function: pectinesterase inhibitor activity; pectinesterase activity. NCBI's taxonomy places the organism in Eukaryota, Viridiplantae, Streptophyta, Magnoliopsida, Brassicales, Brassicaceae.
CAUGAAAUUUCACAAUUCCCCAUACAAACUCAUAUCCAAGAAGUUCAAAAAAUGGUUAGAGGCAUCUUCCACAUAUGCCUCUUGGCAUCGUUUCUUCUUCUGCCACAAUUCUCUUCCACUGUAAACUACGGUGGCUUCACCGUUGGAGCAAAUGCUCCUUAUCCAUGGGACCAUAAUAUUCCCCCACCACAAGAAACCACACCAUUCCCAAGCCCCACCACCAGUCCUCCAACCACCUCAGCUCAAUCCCCUGGUCCAGCGGCCGCGUCGUCUCCGUUCAACAACAGCUCUAUCUCCGGCGACAUGACAUGGUGGUGCAAUAAGACUCCACACGCUAAGACAUGCACCUACUACUUCCAAAGGAGCCCAGACAACAACAUUAGCCGACCACCAAGAUUUCGGUCCGAGUUUCUACGAAUGCUGGUCCAUGUAGCACUUGACCAAGCCGUCAUUACACACGCUCAAACCGUUAAAUUAGGUCAGAGCUGCACCAAUAACCAACGGAAAGCCGCUUGGUCAGACUGUGUAACGCUAUUUGAAAAUACGGUCACUCAGCUGAACCAGACAUUCAACGGACUUAACCCGGGGGCUUCUAGUGAUGUGAAGUGUUCAGACUUAGACGCACAGACGUGGCUCAGCACGGCUCAAACCAACAUCGAGACAUGCCGGUCUGGCUCGGAGGAUCUGAAUGUCUCAGAUUUCGUCAUGCCGGCCAUCUCAAACAAGAACUUGUCGGAUUUGAUUGGAAACUGCUUGGCCGUCAAUGGAGUUCUCAUGAAGCAACAUAAUCAUACGACUGUAAAAGACGCAACGGUUCUCUACAUCCGCCUCUUUGCAAAGGACAUCUCAUGUGCUUCCUUUCAGAUUCAACCCUCAGCAAUUACACCUUUUUGGAGUCAGACUCUUUAGGCUUCGAAUGGUAAAAGCAGUUCAAGCAGGACAUAUCAAGCAGAUCAUGCAGAUCAAGCAGGACAAGUGCAGAUCAAGCAGGACAAGUGCAGAUCAAACGGAUCAUGCAGGAAAAAACUAUAUUGUAACUUAUGAAUGACAAAAUCAGUUCAAAACUAUAGAUCAUAUAUUAAAACAAUAAAAAUGACACUUAGAUAUCUAAACAAAUAUCUUAAAUG